Molecule: messenger RNA, 2645 nt
Organism: Papilio xuthus (Asian swallowtail)
Lineage: Eukaryota; Metazoa; Arthropoda; Insecta; Lepidoptera; Papilionidae
Product: MATH and LRR domain-containing protein PFE0570w
Exons: 5
Coding region: 149-2596 (815 amino acids)
Biological process (GO): regulation of apoptotic process
Source: RefSeq, a predicted model, not a curated record
AAUGACGUAUAAUACUACCAAAUAAGAACACCCAUAGGAGAAUGACCUUGUGUAAAACGUUAUGAAUUUUUAAAUCAUUGUCUUAAUAGUCGUACGAAAUGUUACAUUAGUAACUUUGGUGUAUAAGAAUUAAGGUAAAUUCAAUAAAAUGAGGCGUUCAAGUAUACACAGAAUAAAAGAGGAGCGUCCUGAGACAUCCGCGCCUACUCCCGAUACACAAGAUCGUGAUUUAACGUAUUAUAUUCACGACAGAGUUGAAUUAAUGCACCAAGUAUUUUCGGUGCUUAAAGCUAAAGAAUUAAAAGCCAUGGCACCGUAUUGCGUUCAGCAUAUAUCUUUAAAUGAUCUACAAGAGUUAUGCACUGAGGAGCUUUUAGGCAUCAGUUCAAAGCGUCUCUGUGCUAUAUUAGACGGAGCAGAUCCUCCAAGUGACACGGAAACAUCCAGCGCAUCAUCUCUUGAGAGAUUUGAGACGAUAUCACUUGACAGCAUAUCUUCUGAUGAAGAGAUAUUGAGUCAGGGGAGUGGAAAAAAGAAAAAGCAUAAACAGUGCCGUCACAAAUCAAAGACGAAAAACAAACGUAAAUCAUCAUCAGAGGGAUCAGAUAAUGCGGAGAAGAGUAAAGCAUCUCGCGCUGGUCUUACUGUAUUAGAAUUGUUGGAGUUGCAAGCUCGAGCGAGAGCGAUACGAGCACAAUUACAGCAGGAGCAGACAGUUGAUGUGUCAGAGAACAAAGCACCAGAGACGGUACAGCAUGUGUCUGAUGAUGAAGUGGAGAUCAAGGAGGAGCCAACCGAGGUUGUGGAGAUCAGCAGUGAAGAUGAGAAGCCCAAAAUUGAAGAGUUACAGAAAGUAUUAGCACAACAAUCUAAAAACUCAACUAAAAUCACAAACGAAUCAAACAAAGACACGCAUACGAUAACAAAAAAGAUAAACGACCUAAUAAUAACAGUGCCGCAAACAAAAAAUACGAGAAAAAUUAAACUGAAUCGUACACCAGCUAAUAAAAUCGUAACAACACAAAUAAACAAACAGACAAAUGAUAAAGAAAUACAAGAAACAAACAUAAUAGAUAAAACUAACAAAGAUCUAGAAAAAACACAAAAGGUAACCAAAGAUAGACAAAAGAAAAAGACAAAAAAGAAAGGAAAGAAUAAAAACAAAGAAGGUAGCGAUCACGAUGAAAUUACCUUACAAUUAUCAGAUACGGAAAAAAUGGAUUUAUUAGAAAAUCUAGACAGGAAGAACUAUGACAGUGUAUCUAGUUCUAGUUCAGAAGAUACUGAAAGCUCUAGUAACGAAGAAGAAAUACCUAAAGAAACACAAACCACAGAAGAAACUUCAAAUAUUGAACCAUUGAAAGACGAUGAAAUAAUUGAUAAUAAUAAAAAUGCAACAAUUGAUAACCAAGAUUGUCAAAAUAAAGAAGUCGUUGAAGCAAAUAAAGAAAGAAAUAUAGAAAUUGGGACUAAACUUAACACACAGAGUGAUACACAUUCUAUGUGCGUUGAAAGCACGAAUAGUAUCCCAGUAAAUGAAGAAAUGUCUUUUGAUGACAAAAAUAAAAACGAUGAUGAUAAACUGGAAAUAAUUGAAAAUACUACAAAAAAAAUUGACGAAAAUAUACAAAAGGCAAAAAUAAAUCCUGAAAAAUCUGAAGGAGAACUAUCAGACCGCGAAAGUUCUGAAGUCGAAGCAUCCGACGUAAGACCCGAAGUUGUUUGUAUAUCAGACGAAGAGUCAAACAAUAAGAAAACCCAUAAAAAGAAAAAGAACAAAAAGAAAGGUAAGAAAUCUAAAAAGGAUAAAACUAAAGAUCAGGAUUUUGGUAAUGGCGCCGAUCAAAAUUUCUAUGCAAAAUCUGAAACAAAUACAGUUAAUAAAAUUGAUACAAUUCCAGAAAUAAUACAAGAAAAUUGCAAAGACGAUAAUGUAUAUGAAAUUCUAGAACUUUCUGAUGAAUCUUCUUGCAAUGGUGAAGAUGGUACUUCAGUAUUAUCCAAAGAACCAACAGCUGAAGAAAUAGAAGCACUUUCAGCUAAAAUAGACGAAAUUGAUAGAGAAAAUAUUGUAACCGACGAAGAAAUAAAAGAACACGAAAGGAUACAAGCUGACAAAGAAGUUGCAGAACCAGAAGAAAUAUCAUGGAAAGAUCGAUACUUGGACAGCAAAAAAGUUAAAAACGUUCUAACAACAGCAAACAUUCUAAAUGCAAUGCGAAAGAAGAAUAAAGAACUUAAAAGAAAGCUGGAAGAGUCUAAAAAGGAGGUUGAGAAGAUAGUCGAAGAAAUUCCGGAAGAGAUUGUAACAGAGAAGAAUUUAGAAGAAGGUUCUAUAGAACAAUAUAACACUCUAGAAGCUUCUACGAAAUACGUAGAUCCGGUCAAAGAAAAUGAAGAUUUGCCAAACGAUAGCAAAAUAACUAAGGAAAUGAAAAAAGAUGCGAAACAAUUACUUAAAAUGUAUAAAAAGUUGCUCAAAUACAACGACAUGACGCGACAGAAAGAUCCCAAUAAAAAGAAAAAGAAAAAACAGAAGAAGAGCAAGGAGGAUAAGAACAAGACGGAAAGUACUGAAGCGAAAAUUACUUCUUAAGAAUAAUUAAAUAAUUUUAAUAAAUUUUAUUCGAAUAUUAUGUUUAAUA